This is a messenger RNA of Glycine soja, 1747 nucleotides long. Its product is annotated as disease resistance protein ADR2-like. The transcript has 4 exons. NCBI's taxonomy places the organism in Eukaryota, Viridiplantae, Streptophyta, Magnoliopsida, Fabales, Fabaceae. Bases 127 to 1434 code for a protein of 435 amino acids. The record is from RefSeq and is a predicted model, not a curated record. Gene Ontology annotation, biological process: defense response.
CACAGUAGAAAUUUCAAGGUUUCUCGAAAAAAGAAAAGAAAAUUUCAAGGUUUCGUUUUCCCUGCUGCAGUCUUCAACGCCUCAGUUGUAUUUGUAUUUCGCAGUUUGCUUACUCUGUCUCAAAUCAUGGCAACCUUCAAUCUUUCCGUCGAGCCGAAACCCUUCCGCAAUGACGCGUUGAUCAUCUCCGAGAAAGACACCCGGUGGGGUUUUGGGGGCACUCUCCUCAAAGCUUUUCAACGGCGUGGUUUCCGUGCAGUCUUAGUCGGGGCUGGUCAUGAGCUAGGAAGAAAGGAAAUUGAAGAAUCCAUGGUUGUUAUUCCUGUCUUCUCCAAGGACCUUGUAUCUUCUCCAGAUCAGUUGGAGAAACUUGCCACGGUGGUUGAUGAGAAUAGGACGUGCCAUCUGUUUCUGCCUUUUCUUUACAAGCUGGAACUCAAAGAUGUGCGAUAUCUGAUGGGUGGAAAACUGUUUGAGAAAUUUAACGAGGUUCUGACUAAAGUGACUGAUUUGACUGGCUUUCGUUUCGGGGAUGGAGUUACAUAUGAAUACCAGUGUGUCGAAAAGAUUGUUCAAGUGAGCGCUAAACACGUUGCUUCCACGAUUGGAGUAAUUCCUCGAGUGACGGAAGUGAUGUUGCUUUUGUCUCCCGAAUCUGACAAUGGAGUCAACGUGGUUGGAGUUGUUGGACCAGGAAAGGAAACAAUAACUCGUAAGGUUUAUGAGGUAAUUGCCCCAAGUUUUCCUGCUCAUUGCUUUCUUCCUGAUGUGGGAGAAAAAAUUAGGGAACAUGGGCCGGAAUAUCUCCAAAACAUGCUUGGGCCUUAUAUGCUUGGAAAUUCCCAGGAAGGAGUGCCAUUUAUAAGGCAUGAGAAGGUUCUUGCAGUUUUGGAUUGCAUUGACUCUCUGGAUUCGUUGAAAGCUGCUCUUGGACUUACUCCUCGCUUUGCUCCUGGAAGUCAAGUCUUCAUUAUAGCUCCAGAUAUAACUUUGCUUGAAAAUAAUGGAAUUGAAAAGGUAUAUGAAGUAAAGGGGUUAGACAAGACAUCGGCUUAUCAAGUGCUUUGCCUAGAGGCUUUCAGUUCCAUGAAUAUGAGUUUCAAAUACAUGGACAUCAUAAGCCGUGCUGAAACUUGUGCUGAUGGCAAUCCUUGUGCUUUGAAAGCUAUUGGUUCCAGUUUUAGUGGAAAAACAAUAGCGGAAUGCGAGAUUGCAUUAGAUGAAUAUAAAAGAAUUCAUUAUUCUGAAUUGAUAGAGAGCAUGAUUGGAGAAAACAAUUGGAUCCCAUCGUUCGGGGAUAUUUCAGAAGAGUAUACGGAGUAUGACAUGCCAGAUGUCGAACUAGCCUCAGAUGAUGGAAGCGGGAUGGGGAAUUUUCUGGGAUCCUCUACCCUCUUGUCCCAGGCAAACAUGCAAGAUGUCGAAGCAGCCUAAGAAGAUGGAAGCAGGAUGGGGAAUUUUCUAGGUUCCUCUGCCCUCUUGUCCAAGGUGUUCUAAUCUCAAAUACGCUGGUAGAUGGACUCAAUGUACGCUGUUAUGAGUAUGGAAAAUUAAACCCUAAACCGGCAAUGUAUGCAGGUGUUUUAAACUAUAUAGGACUAUUCUGAAGAUUGAUCCUGACUAGUUCAUGGUAACAAUAUUGCAGGUUGGUUUAUACCAUUACCUGUGAACAUGUUGCCUUUGCCUAGAUAACGGAAUAUGAGCAAUUUAUUUUUGGGGUUUAAUUUAAGUUUUCACUUCGGGUAUA